Molecule: messenger RNA, 2875 nt
Organism: Spinacia oleracea (spinach)
Lineage: Eukaryota; Viridiplantae; Streptophyta; Magnoliopsida; Caryophyllales; Amaranthaceae
Product: transketolase, chloroplastic-like
Exons: 7
Coding region: 389-2614 (741 amino acids)
Biological process (GO): pentose-phosphate shunt
Cellular component (GO): cytosol
Molecular function (GO): transketolase activity
Source: RefSeq, a predicted model, not a curated record
AGGAAUUAUAUGCGGCAUAUUCAUCUAUAUGAUUCCUUGUUAUGGAACAACCCUCAAAGUUGUGAUCAACAAUUCGUGGUUGCCUUGCCUAGUUGCCUUACAUUUUUUUUUGUUGUUUCACUUUUCUAAAAUAAAUACAAGGCCUAUCAUUUCCUACCCACAACCAACGGCCAAGAUACUCCUCAAUUCUCCAUCCAACGGUUCUCCUUCCUCCUCAUGCUUAUUGGCCAUCCAUUAUUCAAACAAGAUUUGCUAGGCCCCACUUCUCCUCUCCUCAUCCUCUCAUAACACACUCCUCUCCAACUAAACUAAACACUCUCAUCUUCUUCUUCUUCUCUUUUAUCCAACCAACACAAGAGUGAGAAGAAGAGAGAGAAACAAAUCAACAAUGGCAGCUUCUUCCUCUCUUAGUACACUAUCUCAUCAUCAAACACUUCUCUCACACCCAAAAACCCACCUUCCAACCACCCCUGCAUCCUCCCUUUUAGUCCCUACAACCUCCUCUAAGGUCAAUGGGGUGCUUCUUAAGUCAACCUCCUCCUCUAGGAGGCUGCGCGUGGGAUCACGCUCCGCCGUGGUGAGGGCUGCAGCUGUUGAAGCCUUGGAGAGUACUGAUACUGACCAACUUGUUGAGAAGUCUGUGAACACUAUUAGGUUCUUGGCUAUUGAUGCUGUUGAGAAGGCUAAUUCGGGUCACCCCGGUUUGCCUAUGGGUUGUGCACCCAUGGGUCAUAUAUUGUAUGAUGAGAUCAUGCGGUAUAACCCGAAGAACCCGUAUUGGUUUAACCGUGACCGGUUUGUUCUCUCUGCGGGUCAUGGUUGUAUGCUUCAGUAUGCUCUUCUUCACCUUGCUGGUUAUGACAGUGUCUUGGAAGAGGAUUUGAAGACUUUCCGUCAAUGGGGAAGCAGAAUUCCCGGUCACCCUGAGAACUUUGAGACUCCUGGAGUAGAAGUUACAACUGGGCCACUUGGUCAGGGAAUAGCCAAUGCUGUUGGUUUGGCUCUUGCUGAGAAGCAUUUAGCUGCACGAUUCAACAAACCUGAUGCUGAAAUCGUUGAUCAUUACACGUAUGUCAUUCUUGGUGAUGGUUGCCAAAUGGAAGGGAUUGCCCAGGAAGCUUGCUCCCUUGCUGGUCAUUGGGGGCUUGGAAAAUUGAUUGCCUUUUAUGAUGAUAACCACAUUUCUAUUGAUGGUGAUACUGCCAUUGCUUUCACUGAGAGUGUUGAUCUGAGGUUUGAGGCCCUUGGCUGGCAUGUUAUCUGGGUUAAGAAUGGUAACACAGGCUACGAUGAAAUUCGUGCUGCUAUUAAGGAAGCUAAGACAGUCACAGACAAACCCACUUUGAUCAAGGUUACCACCACCAUCGGUUUUGGGUCUCCUAACAAGUCGAACUCAUACAGUGUGCACGGAAGUGCAUUGGGUUCAAAGGAAGUUGAGGCUACAAGGCAGAAUCUUGGUUGGCCUUACGAGCCAUUCCACGUUCCAGAGGAAGUUAAGAAGCACUGGAGCCGCCAUACUCCCGAGGGAGCCUCCUUGGAAGCUGAGUGGAAUACCAAGUUUGCCGAGUAUGAGAAGAAAUACCCUGAAGAUGCAACAGAGUUCAAGUCUAUCACUACUGGUGAAUUUCCUGCUGGUUGGGAGAAAGCUCUUCCUACCUACACACCUGAAACCCCAGGUGAUGCAACCAGAAACCUGUCACAACAAUGCUUAAACGCCCUUGCAAAGGUUAUUCCAGGACUCCUUGGUGGUAGUGCAGACCUUGCAUCAUCAAACAUGACCUUACUGAAAAUGUUUGGAGACUUCCAGAAGGACACACCGGAAGAAAGAAACGUCCGUUUUGGUGUCAGAGAACACGGAAUGGGAGCCAUUUGCAACGGUAUCUGCCUUCACAGCCCGGGUUUUGUCCCUUACUGUGCUACCUUCUUCGUGUUCACAGACUACAUGAGAGGAGCAAUGAGGAUCUCAGCCUUGUCAGAAGCCGGAGUCAUCUACGUCAUGACCCACGAUUCUAUCGGGCUUGGAGAAGAUGGACCCACCCAUCAACCCAUCGAGCACUUAGCAAGUUUCCGGGCCAUGCCCAACAUUCUUAUGCUCCGUCCAGCUGAUGGAAACGAGACUGCUGGUUCAUACAAAGUUGCUGUUGAAAACAGAAAGACACCCUCCAUCCUUGCUCUUUCUAGACAAAAACUCCCAAACUUGCCCGGAACUUCCAUUGAAGGAGUUGAGAAAGGAGGGUACACAAUCACAGACAACUCUUCAGGUAACAAACCUGAUGUUAUUCUUAUUGGAACUGGUUCAGAGCUGGAAAUUGCUGCAAAAGCUGGUGAUGAGUUAAGAAAAGAAGGAAAAGCUGUUAGGGUUGUAUCAUUCGUUUCUUGGGAAUUGUUUGAGAAACAAUCUGAUGAAUACAAGGAGAGUGUUCUUCCUUCAGAUGUUACUGCAAGAGUAAGUAUUGAAGCAGGAUCAACCUUUGGAUGGCAUAAGAUUGUGGGGUCAAAGGGGAAAGCCAUUGGUAUUGACAAGUUUGGAGCAAGUGCACCAGCAGGAAAGAUUUACCAGGAGUAUGGAAUUACAGUUGAGGCAGUUGUUGAAGCUGCAAAAUCAGUUUGUUAGGAUUCUUUUUGCCUCCUGUUUUUCCAUUUUUGUUGACUGAUCAAUGUAGACAUGGCUCCCUGGUGACUGGUGAGUUACUGUAUUACAGUAAAAAAAAAACCGAAAACUUUUAGUUACUGUAAAGAUAAACUUUGAAGGCUUUCUUGCAGUAUUAUGAUGAAUGUUUGUUGAUUUGUGUACUAAAACUUCAAUCCAAUGUUGUAGUGUGGACAGUAUUUCUGAAAAGGAACAACAACAAUGUGAAGCUCCCAUUUUACUGGA